Molecule: messenger RNA, 474 nt
Organism: Thelazia callipaeda (thelaziosis nematode)
Lineage: Eukaryota; Metazoa; Nematoda; Chromadorea; Rhabditida; Thelaziidae
Source: the annotation of a GenBank genome assembly
AUGUAUGAAUAUGAUGAUAUGACGGGUAGUUUGAUGGCAUUAACUGCAAGCGUUUUUGCGUACUACUGGUUUCUAUUAUACGGCUGUGCUUUGACACGUGAACGUAAAGCAUUUCUGGAUAUUUCUAACAUUCUCGACACGAUUUACAAUCGGAAAUACGGUGAGUUCUACGAGUCUGAUCCAGAUACACCUGGUAAUGCUGCUAAUACCUUUAAAAAAGCUGUAGCAACAUCAAUUGGUGAUGUUUUCAAUGAAACUAUGACAAGUGCCGAUGAAGAUCACAUAAAGUUUGAGGAGGCAGUACAGAAGCAUUACGCAGGCGUGUAUGAAGCAGUUCGCCGAGCAGAACGUGAAAUGGAAACAAAUGCGCCAAACGCUGAUGACCUUUGCAUCCGUAAAUUUAAUUACAUUUUUGAACCCAUUGUUUUGUUAGCAUCUAUCUUAAUAAAACACUUAGGCAAGCAAAAAGAUUGA